UUGAAUCACAUUUCCUUUGCUUCAUCUGGUCUGUCUGCUUCAUAGGAUCCUGUGGUUGCUGGUUGAGGGAAGAUCCAAUCUUUAGGAUUUUAUAACUUUUUCUUCAGAUUAUUAUUUAACAGAAAACACAAUACAAAAUCAGCAAAUCUCUGUGACAUUCCUGAAUUGUGACACAACACAGACAUCAAAACAACAUGGCUAUAUCAUCACGACUUGCAUUAUGGGAACAAAAGAUUAAGGAAGAGGAAAGGUGCCAUACACCUUCAUCUCCCCCAAUUUUGCCUGUGGUUCCUGGAGGAUUUAUAAAACAGCUAGUUCGAGAAACAGAAAAGGAAGCAAAAACAAAAGAAAAAGUAAUAAAAGAAGAAAAACAGAUUAAGGAAGAAGAAAGAAUUAAAAUACCAUCAUCGCCCCCAAUUUUGACUGGGGUUCCUGGAGGAUUUAUAAAACAACUACUUCAAGAAACAGAGAAAGAAUCAAAAACAAAAGAAAAAGUAAUAAAAGAAGAAAAACAGGCACAGGGGAAACUCAGUGAUGAUUUAAUACAGAACUUUGCCCAGCUGAUUGAAAAUGAAAUAACUCCUGCUGAUUCUGAGAUGGCAAACAAUAAUCAGGCAUUAAUUGAUGGCCCCAGUAACAAUGAUCUGGCAUUAAUCGGUGGCCACAGAAAAGAUGACUCCAAAGCUAAACUGCCAAGAAAACACCUCACGCUGAUGAUUAAAGAUAUUGCACAAACUUUGGCAACUAAUGAAAAGGCUACAUCACUUAUUAGUCCAGAACCAGAAACCAUACCCAUUGCAGAUUACAUGCGGGACACACUAUAUGAAGUCAUUGAAUUAAAAGAUGAACAGAUGGAAAAUGAAAUCUCUUUGGAAGACAAACUACAAGAAACAGUAGAAACAACUUCUGAGCCAGGAACUAUUCAGGGAAAAGAUGAUUUGAAAUAUAAAGACUCUAUAAAUUAUGAGGCAGAGCAACAAAAUAAAGAACAGGUGGAAAUGCCAAAGUCAGACAUGCAAGAAGAUAUGUGGUAUGAAACUGAGAAAGUCUGGUUUGUUCAUAAGGAUGGCUUCACCUUAGCUACAGAGUUGAAACCAGAUGUUGGAACUCCAGAGCUUCCUGAAGGGAAAGCCAAAAUUCGACUUGACAGCACUGAAGAAAUCAUGAUUGUUGAUGAGGAAGAUAUCCACAGGACUAACCCAAGUAAACUGGAUUAUGCAGAAGAUCUCUCCCUGUUAAUCAGUCUGAAUGAAUCCAGUGUCAUUAACACCUUACAGCAUCGCUACCAAUCGCAGCUUAUCCACACAUUUGCUGGACCUCACCUUGUUGCCAUCAAGCCCACAACUCCCAUAUCUAGCUUCUCAGGAAAGGUGUUUAAAGGGAAGAAGACAGACCAGAUGCCUCCUCAUAUUUAUGCAGUAGCUCAGCGGGCCUAUUGGAACAUGUUAACACAUCGGCAAGAUCAGACCAUCAUUCCCAUGGGAAGAAGUGGAUCAGGGAAGACCACAAACUGCCAGAACGUACUUGAGUACCUAGUCAAUACUGCUGGAAAUGAGGAUAAAAAAGUCACAGGUGAGAAGAUUCAAGCAAUGUUUACUGUCUUAAAGGCAUUUGGUGGUGUAACUACCAAUCACAGCACUAAUUCUACUCGCUUCUCGAUGAUCAUGGCCCUCGACUUUAGUCAGGCAGGCCGCGUUGCAGCCGCUCAUCUUCAGACUAUGCUGCUGGAACGCAUUCGUGUUGCUCAGAGACCAGAGGGAGAGAGUACAUUCAAUGUCUUUUAUCAAAUGCUUGCUGGACUGGAUAUGUCGACAAGGACAGAGUUACACUUACACCAGAUGGCUGAAAGCAAUGCAUUUGGAAUUGAGCCAGUUACAAAGACUGAAGAAAAACAGAAGGCUUCUGCAGCAUUUGCACUGCUUGUAACAGCCAUGGAAGUUCUUGGAUUUACAAUGAAUGAACAGAGAGCUAUAUGGCAUGUCCUUGCAGCCAUUUACCAUCUGGGAGCAGCUGGGACUUGUAAAGUUGGAAGGAAGCAAUUCAUGAAGUUUGAAUGGGCACAGAAUGCAGCAGCAGCUCUCGGAUGUGAAUUUGAAGAACUAUCAACAGCUGUUUUCAAACAUCAUCUGAAACAAAUAAUCGAACAAGUGACAGCAGGAGUCAACCGUCUUCAUCAGGAAGGCGAAGCCAGUACUGGUCCCAAAAUGACAGGUGUAGAAUGUUUGGAAGGAAUGGCUGCUGGACUUUAUGAAGAGUUAUUUGCCAUCAUUGUCUCUCUCAUCAACAGAUCAUUUGCAUCAAAUGGGCUUCCUAUGGCUUCUGUACUAGUUGUGGACACACCUGGGUUUCAUAAUCCACGUCAUCAAAACAAGGAGAGAGCCUCAACCUUUGAGGAACUGUGUCACAAUUAUAUGCAUGAACGACUGCAGACUUUGUUCUUUACAAAAACAUUUGUUUCUGAGCUGGAGAUUUACAAAGAGGAGAAUAUUGACGUUCCAUUUGAUGUUCCAGAAUUCUCACCAGCUGCAACAGUGUCGGUUAUUGAUCAAGUAACUCCUCAGUUUAAAAUUCAACCCAACGGUCAGACAGAAGAACCCAAAGGCCUGCUAUGGAUAUUGGAUGAGGAAGCAAUAACCCAGGGUUCAAAUGACAAUGUCGUACUUGAUCGCUUAUGUUCAUACUUUGAGACAAAGAAAAGUAAUGAAGACAAAGAACCCAUUCGCAGAUGUGAACAAGCGUUAAAUUUUGAGAUCAAUCACCAACUUGGGAAAGAUCCAGUUCGAUAUGACUUGACUGGUUGGAUAAAUAAGGCUAAACCAAACCUGUCUGCUCAGAAUGCAAGUCAGCUUCUGCAGGAUUCUAAUCUAGAUAUCGUUAAGAAUCUCUUCAAGGCAAGGUGUAAAAUCCCACUGAUCUGUCGCUCUGUAGCAGGACUGGAAGGAAACUUCCAGCACAGUCUGCAAAGGGUCGGGUGUGUAAGAAAGACUUUUACUAGCAGUUUUGCAGCAGUGAAGAAGAUGUCUGUGUGUGCACAAAUCAAACUGCAAGUGGAUGCACUGAUUAAUGUGAUCAAACGGUCCCACCUACACUUUGUUCACUGCUUGAUUUCAAGGCAACAAAUGGAUGUCCCAGAUGUGAGAAUGUUUCAGCAUAAAACAGCUGGUGCUGUAGAAGGAAAGAAGAAGGAACAUAAGACUGCACUGGAAUUUGAUAUCCCAGCAGUGAGAACACAGCUAUGGGCGAUGCACUUACUGGAUGCCUUGCGUCUCUAUCGCAUAGGUUACUCUGAUCACAUGGUGCUCAGAGACUUCCGAUGCCGGUUUCAAGUACUGGCCCCUCCCAUCAUGAAGCAGUAUGGGUCAGCAUUCACAACAAUAGAUGAGCGAAAGGCUGUAGAAGAACUGCUGUUAUUGCUUGACUUGGAGAAGAAAAGCAUUAUUUUGGGACAACAUCAUGUAUUUUUGAAACCUGGAGUUCUUGCACAGCUUGAAAGACAAAGAGAAAAAUUGGUAGUACAGACCUUAAUUAUUUUUCAGGCAGUAUGCAAAGGUUUUCUUGCAAGGCAGAAGUUUAAAACAUUAAAGAUUCAGGGAAUGGCUAUUCGAUGUAUUAAGAAGAACCUCACAAAAUUCCUGCUUUUGAAAGACUGGUCUUGGUGGAAGGUGCUGUGUGCAUUACGCCCACUGCUUGAUAUCAACAUAGCUGAUGAGAGACUUCGGGCCAAAGAAGAGGAGAUCUUGAUGCUGAGGAGGAAACUGGAAAAGUCGGAAAAAGAACGCAAUGAAAUAAGACAAAGCUCUGACUUACUGGAAAGCAAGAUUACAGAUCUCACUGCCGAACUUACAGAUGAACGUUUUAAGAGUGAAGUGGCUUGCCUGGCCAUGGAGGCAGAAAGAGCUGAGAGACUUCGGCUGACACGUGAAAUCAAGGAGUUACAGGCUAAACAUGAGCAAGUACAGAAGAAUUUGGAAUCUGUGGAGAAACAGCUUGAAGAAACCCACCAGCGGCUUCAUAUACAGCAGCUUGAAUCAAGUAGCAGUGGAGGAGAAGAUGAGUGGCGGAUUCGCUUUGAAUGUUCGCAGACAGAGAUAGACUUCCUCAGAAAACGUCUCACUCAGUUUGAAGAGAGAAUGGAAUAUGAAUUUCAGUACAGAAAAGAACUAGAGGAGAAGCUAACCAGUUUGCAGAGUGCAUAUGACACUGCCAAACUUACAGUCCAGCAGCUAAAACGGAAGUGUAAACACCUCAUAAAUGACUUGGAAGACACUCGAGUGCUGAUGGAAAGCCAGCAAAGCAGAAAUCAUGCUUUGGAGAAGAAGCAAAAUAAGUUCGACAUGCAGUUAGCUCAGGCUUUGGGAGAGUCUUCAUUUGAAAAGUCACUCCGGGAAAAGGUUACCCAGGAGAAUACCACCAUAAGAGGAGAAAUGUAUAAACUUCAGCUGCAGAUGGAGGAAAAAGACUCCAGUGCCAUAACCUUAAAUCAGAAGUUAAAAGAGCUGGAAGCCCAAGUAAAAGAUCUCUCCUCAUCAGGAUCCAUGGACCAGAACUAUAUUCCAAUGUUAAAGAAGCAGUUACGUGAGCUAGAGACCACUGUGGAGCAGCAAAAUAAAGAAUUAAAUGAACAAGAAGGAACAAUUCAGCAACUUGAGCAGAUGCACCUACGGUUUGAAAUGGAGCUUCAACGGAUGAAGCAAAUUCAUCUGAAAGAACUAGAAGAUAAAGAAGAGGAAUUAGAGGACAUUCGCCAGUCCUGUCAAAGGAAGCUUCGACAGUUGGAAAUGCAGCUAGAACAAGAGUUUGAAGAAAGGCAGUUGGUUCUACAUGAGAAACAGGAUCUGGAGGGGUUGAUUGCUACGCUGUGUGAACAAAUUGGUCAUCGAGAUUUUGAUGUGGAGAAACGCCUUCGACGAGAUCUAAAGAGGACGCACGCCUUGCUGGCUGAUGCACAGCUUCUGCUAGCAACAAUGGAUGAUCCAUCUCAAUCAGCCAAUAAGGAAGAAAUAGAAAAGCUCCGUGCCCAGCUGGAAGACAGUGUUGCACAGCGUACAGAUGACGAAAAGAUUCAGAAGUCACUCAUCUUUGAAUUAGAAAGCAUUCGGACAGAGAUGGAAACUAUCAGCAGGAAUAAGAAAAUGGUUGAUGAACAGUUGUACCAGCUACAGCAUGAAAGAGCUGACCUUCUGAAGCAGAUAGAAGAAGACCAAGAAGACCUGAAUGAACUCAUGAAGAAGCAUAAGGCCUUGAUAGCACAGUCAUCAAAUGAUAUCACCCAAAUUCGAGAACUUCAAGCUCAUCUUGAAGAAGCUAAUAAGGAAAAACAAAGUUUGAAAGAAAAGAUGCAAAUAUCUCAAAGUCGAAUUGAGUACCUUGAAAACUCCAUGGUGGAACGCUCAAUUGUUAGCCGGCAAGAAGCCAUUAUUUGUGACCUGGAGAACAAACUAGAAUAUCAAAAAGCCCAGAUUAAGAGAUAUGAGUUUCUAAUUUUGCGUUUAAGAGACAAUGUAAUUAAGAUGGGAGAGGAGCUGGAAAAAGCUGCAGAUGCAGAAGCUCGAGAGAAAGAGAAUGCUAAAUAUUACCAGAUGAGAAUGCAGGAGAUGAAAAUGGAGGUGGAUGAAUUAGCUGAAAGAGAAUUAGAGGCCAACCACAGGCGCAUUGAGCUUGAAAUGAGGGUGGAAGAGCUAUCGUCCAUGAGAGAGACAUUACAAGCUGAUCUUGAAACUUCAAUCAAGAGGAUAGCUGAUCUACAGGCAGCCCUAGAAGAAGAAGAAGACGAGGAAGAGUCAAGUGAUGAGACAGAUAUGGAAAGAUGUGACUCUGAGAGGGAUAACCAGUCGAGCUUGGGAUCAUUUGUAAGUGAUGAAGAUGGCACAAGAUCAUGGGUAAGCGUGUCUCUAGGUCUGAGAUCACCUUCUGGAGGCAGUAUCGCUGGAAGCAGCAUUGCAGGAAGUCACUCAAGACAAUCAGCCACAAGUAACUUGAGUGUCCACAGCUUCAGAUCGCACAGAGAGAAUAAAAAUGAUGAUUUAAGCCGAACAAGCUCAUCACUAAGUAAGACAAGUUCAAAAUGGAAGGAAUCUGAAUCUGUUCUAGAUAAAACUGACUUAUAUAAUAAAUCAAGAAGGCCUUUAGAUGUUAUAGAGGAAAACAUUCCAAAGAGGAAGUCUCCACCAGCAGAAGAUAGGUCUACCAAGUCAUCCUUGGCUUUAUCAGAAUUCUUAGAAGAGUUGAGAAGAAAACAGAUGGCAGAAAAGGAACAAGCAUCUUUAGUUCUAGAGGACAGCUCAGUAUUACCGAUUUAUCAAACAACUGGUGUAUCUUCUCUUCGGAGGCGUACAAGUGUUAAAGAUGAGGAUGAAGAUACCACCCUGCAGUUUGGCAACAAGGGAUUAAAUGAGUCACAGGAAAAUUCAAGCAAUUUGACACGGUCAGUUAGCCUUAGAUCCAUCCCAUCAGAAACAUCAAAUCCAACCUUGUCCCCAGCAGUAAAAAGGAUGACAAGAUUUGGCUCAUGUGAAUCUCUUCUUCAUCCUCAAAGCACGUCAGUACCGCUAAACUCAAUACUUAAAUUAUCACCUGCACCAGUCAGAAAGAUUACAUCUCCAAGGUUAAAACCAUUAAGACAUCAUCCUGAACUGACAAUAGAAGAAGAUGAUGAUUCUCGACCUAUAACAAAGCCUCUUGUCUUUCAAAAUAAAUGCCUAGGUAAUCUUACAGAUGAAGAUAAAGAAACUGAUCACACUAGUUGGAAGAUACCAAGCCUUAGUUAUGAAAGAAAACGCACUGAAGAUUUUGAUGAUAUUUUGCCAGCCAUAAAAAGAGCCCAAUCAGCUAGUAACUUGGCACGAUCACCUACGGAAGCAAGGGCAGGAAGAAGGCCCUUAAGUGUUCAUUUUGGGGACCUCUCUUUAGAGAGUCCAUCUUCUUUGGGUGCUUUCAAAAGAACUCCCUUAAAGGAAUCACCUGAGGAGCUUGCCAACUUAUCAGACUCUUCUUCAUCAUCAGGCUCCAUUUUUUCUUGUAAAAGUGCAGACAGCAUAAAAAGUCAACCAAAAAUGAAGAAAUCAGAAUCUGAAGGGCAUUCUGAGGCACAAAAGAGUAAAGAUUGUGCAGAAGAAAAACAGUCAGAGGGAGACAGGGAGGAGAAAGAUGUUAAUACCAUCAUGAUGAAAUAUCUUCAAAAACCUGAGAAAUAAUAAGAUUCUUCAUGAUCGCUUGACUGAAAUAUGCCGACUUUGCUGCAACUUUCAGAUGUCUUUGAUCACUAAGAUAUAUAAUACUUGCACUGUUCUAUCUUUCGCUUUUACUGUUUCUCAUGUAAGGGUGUCACAAAUAAAUGUAUGGUAAGAAUAUUAAGGCCUGGAUAAAUUGUAUUCUAAAAUGUGAUUGGUUUGUAUAAAUAAAACAGAAUGUACAAUAAAUAUCUAAAUGUG
Molecule: messenger RNA, 7430 nt
Organism: Protopterus annectens (West African lungfish)
Lineage: Eukaryota; Metazoa; Chordata; Ceratodontiformes; Protopteridae
Gene: MYO18B
Product: myosin XVIIIB
Exons: 44
Coding region: 195-7193 (2332 amino acids)
Cellular component (GO): myosin complex
Molecular function (GO): cytoskeletal motor activity; ATP binding; protein binding
Source: RefSeq, a predicted model, not a curated record